Messenger RNA from Geodia barretti, 817 nucleotides. NCBI's taxonomy places the organism in Eukaryota, Metazoa, Porifera, Demospongiae, Tetractinellida, Geodiidae. The record is from the annotation of a GenBank genome assembly.
GAAAUGCUAAGGUAUAAUGAAUUCAACCUUGGGUGAAGUUUCAAUUACCGGAUGCAGGACAGAGCAUAAGAACCAAAUGAAGGUAAAAAUGGCACAGCUUGAGCAGCUAGAAACUACUGUGUAAGUAACUUUAAAAGACAACUUGUAGAUACUUUUUUCACAAACAUGUCCUCGAACAUUACACUGAACGACAGUCGGAACCUGCAGAGGAGAGAGAAGAUGGCAAAGGAGGAUCUGGAGAGAUGCAGAGAGUCUGCAGAGACCCAGCGACUAGAGCUGGAAACCAGACUGACAGAGGUGGACAAGACACUGGCUGACGAGAGACACAAUAGCAGCUCUCUCACUCAAGAAAACAGGUCUUUAAAAAUCAAGCUCGGAGAUCUUCAGAGCAAAGUGGUAGAACUCACUAAAGCUCAGAAGGAGUACCAAGAGUGUGUUAGUAAGGCAGAAGAAACCAAAAAGUCUGAGAUGCAGAUGUUGUUUGAGGAAAUGACUCAACACAUACAGCAGCAGAGUGACUCUCACAAGUACGUCGGAGAAACUGAGGAUUGAGAACGAGCGAACGGCUCUUCAGGAAAAAGACAGAAAAAUGAAGGACCUGAAGGGAGAGUUGGAGGCUCUGCAGUAGAGGAGAUCUCAGAAUGAGGUCCUCAUUGAGUCACUCAACUUUGAGAACCAACUGAUGAGAACUCAACUCAGAGAAUCACAUGCCAGAGGUGGAGCGACCACUAGAAGAGCUUUCCCUUUGCUUAGUGACUCAAAAUUAAAAGAUAAACUCCCUCCCAUACACUAAAACACUUCAACAAAAUAUUUUAGA